UCCAUGGAACUGCUAUUGCAGCACCUGGAGCGCUUUUCCGAGGUUCUGGCGGUCUCGCGCACUACCCACGUCAGCACCUGGGACCCUGUCACAGUGCGCAGGGCCCUGCAGUGGGGUCGCUACCUGCGCCACGUCUACCUGCGCUUUGCUCGCCACGGCCGCGUCCGCACGGCUCUGCAGCGGCGGCUUUGCGACCAAUGGAAGCAGGAGGGUGGCUUUGGGCCCGGUCCAGGCCCGGGGUUGACAAACUUUCAGGCCCUCGAACACUGUGACAUCCUGCUGUCUCUGCGCCUGCUGGAGAACCGAGACCUCGGAGACGCCGCUAGCCACCACCUGCUGCAGCAGCUACUUCCGGGCUCGGGUGUCCCGGACGCCCAGGACGAGACGCUCCAAGACCGUCUGGCCUGCCUCGCCCGCCGCCGGUCAGCGGUGCACAUGCUGCGCUUCUAUUGCUAUAAAGAGAACCCGAAUCUUCCCGAGGACGCGCUGAUGAAGACCCAGGCGGAGCUGCUGCUGGAGCGGCUGCAGGAGGUGGGGUUGGCCGAAGCGGAGGGGCCCAACAAGUUUCUCAACAGCUUGUGGGAGCGCUUGCCCCAGAACAACUUCCUGAAGGUGAUAGCGGCGGCGCUGUGCUUGCAGCCCCCUGGGCCUCCGCGGCCCGGAGAAGAGGAGUGGGACCAGGGCAGCCCCAGAACUCCUGGAGAGGGGAGUCAAGAGCUAGUCCGUUGGCUUCUGGGGAAAUCGGAAAUAAUGGCUGUCUUUUGCCGUCACCUCCCAGCUGGCGUCUUAACUUUGGUGGCAAGCCGUCACCCAGCGCUCUCUCGUGUCUAUCUGGGUCUGCUCACAGACUGGGGUCAACAUCUGCACUAUGACCUUCAAAAAGGCGUUUGGGUUGGAGGUGAAUCCCAAGAUGCGUCCUGGGAGGAGCUGUAUGAUAGGUUUCAAAGCCUCUGUCAGGCCCCUCCACCUCUGAAAGAUGAAGUUCUAACUGUUCUAAAAUCUUGCAAGGCUCAGGAUGGAGAUUUCGAAGUCGCUGGUCUUAGUAUCUGGACAGACCUGUUGUUAGCCCUACAGAGUGGUGCGUGAUGCUACAUUUAGGAAAAGACAAGUUUUAGGUCUGAGUCCAGGCCCCAGAUCUCAGUGGGCAGCGCUCUUAUUAAUUACCUGAAUAGUUUACAAAACGAAAAUUUUGUAUUUCUCUCCAAGUCUUGUGUGCCUUCAUGUGUCCCAAGUAUUAUUGUUUUAGGUGCUAAUUUUGAGUGAUUUGUUAUACAAUAACAAAUACGCAAAGUAAUUGGUUUGUAGUCCCAUGGAUUUUCUGGGCAGAGGAGGUGACAUAUUGGAAGUACUAUUGUAAAGCCGUGAAAUUAGCAUUAGUUUGCUUUUGAAAGGCCUCUUUCUGAGUAUGAUGAAAACAUCUGCUUUUCAAAGAAAAGAUACCCUUUUUCUAUCAGUAUGAUUUAUUUUUUAAGUCCCUCCCCCCACAAUAAGUGAAGAGUUUUCUUGGCCCAACAGUAUGUGAUAGUAUCAGAAAUGUUAGUUUAUAAAGGUAACUGAUCUAAUUGGAGUUUAAACUCUGGACUUUGGCCUUGUUAACCUACUAUUGCCACCAGUUAACCAGCCUCAUCAUGCAUUAUAAUUGUGUUAUUCUGAAAGUUUGUUCCUCAUUUCUACAGAUUUUUAUUGUAUCAAAGUAAAAGACUACAUAAUUUUAACUCACAAAAUAUUUAAAAUAUGACAAAUUCAGGUAUACCAUGUCUGUCCUUGAAUAUCAAUUUAGCAUUUGAUGGUAAAAAGAUCAAGUUUCUGAAUUAGAAGAUCCAGGUUUUAGUGUUCCUUCUGUCCUUAACUAGGUUAAUAAAUCACCAGUCACUUAGAGUUACAUUUGCCUUAUGUUAAGUGUUUAAACUAAAAUACUUAAAUUUACUUAUUUUUCCCUUGAUGGCUGCCCUGUGGAGACAAUUUACAGUAUUUGUGUGUAACAACCUAACUUUGUUAGUUUAUCCAUUUGCUCCACAACUGGUAAAGUGAUUCUCAGUAACCAAACUUCAGAGUGAAUUAUUCAUUUUUAUUAGGGAGAUAAAACUUCUCAGUGAUAAAGAUGUUUUUGUUUACAUUCAGGUUAGCUGAUAGCAAGAUUUUUAUGGAAGACAUAUUUUUGAUUAUCAAAAAGUUCAUUUCUAAUUCCAGAAUGGAAUUCGAGCAAAAAUUUGUGUAAUCUUGUAUAAUCUUUCAUUCUGUAGUAGAACUUGGAGGUAAAUUAUUAUUACACCUAUAAAUACACUUUUCUAGAUAAUCUUGAGUGAACACUGUAAAACUCAUUUCUGUGGCCUGAUUCUUUUUUCUAGUUUUAAUCCAUGUAAACCAUCUUUUUGAUUCCAUUUGUUAUAAAUAUAAGAAUAAAGUCAAUUCCUUCUGUCAGUUACAUGAAAGUCCCUUUCUAAGAAACAGUCUAAUGAAGAAUUCUACCGUGGCAAGUCUUAAUGUUAGUUGUAGUUUUGGAAAAUAACAGUUUGUGAACUCUUUCUCUAUAUUACAUCUCACACUAUGAUUUAAAAAAUAAUCAUAUAUAGACUUAACAUUUUAAAAUCUGUUUUUAUACUUAACCAUUUAUUAAGCUCAUAUUUAAGGUCCAUGAUACAUGUGUUACAUACAUAAUCUUCAUAACUGAUAUACUAUUCUUAUGAAGAUAAAAGAUUAAGUAAAAUGCCCAGAGGUACACAGAAAAGCAACAUGAGAGUAAAGUAAAGGCUUUAUUAUUAUUUUACAACUGAAUGAAGUGUCUGCAAUGUCAUAGGUUCUAAUGUUUGAAUAAAUGAAACUAUUAAUAGCAUUAGAAUCUUACCCUGUAUGCUUUCUCUUAUUUUGCACACUGCUAAGGACUUGAAAAGAUGCUAUUGAACAUGGUAAUCUUACCUCUCCAGGAAUCUAUAUAUAGGAUGGGAGAGAGGGACUAUGUAGGAAAAUACUUGAUGAAAUCUAGAAAUGUUUAUUUUGUGGGGAUUUUUUUCCCCUGUCAUAAUGAAAUGAGGGUUCAGUAUUGAAGUCUCCCACUAUGAUUUUCAGCAAAUUAUCAAUUAUUAUUUUAUGCAAUUUGAGCAAUUUUAUAGCACACAAAGAAAUAGAGAAUUAUUAUACCAUCUUAAUUGAAAUUAUUUAUAGUGAAUUGCUUUUCUGCUUUAAAGUAUUUUUUUCUGUUUUCAUUAUUAAUACUGUUGACUUUUUGUCUGCUAUCGUAAUUUGUGCUUUCUAUUUGUCUUGAUUUCUCAGUGUUUCUCUUCUCCGACUUCCUCUAUUUCUCCUUCUCCUAGUUGGGAUGCUAAGUUCCAUGCCUAAUCUUUUACUGUCAAAACUUUUAUCAUAUUUAACUUAAAGUGUGUCUAAAAAUUAGUAUCUUGAUCUCCUUUUCUAAUGAUACAAUGGACCUUACUUAGGAAACUAACUCUGAUCUCUUAUCUACAAAAUCACAAGUUGUUAUCCAGUUUUAUAGUUUUGCUCUUUGAAGAAAAAAAAAUCCACAAAU
Messenger RNA from Otolemur garnettii (small-eared galago), 3523 nucleotides. It is a transcript of the gene FANCF, whose product is annotated as Fanconi anemia complementation group F. Bases 4 to 1086 code for a protein of 360 amino acids. Gene Ontology annotation, cellular component: Fanconi anaemia nuclear complex. Gene Ontology annotation, biological process: interstrand cross-link repair. The transcript has a single exon. The record is from RefSeq and is a predicted model, not a curated record. Lineage: Eukaryota; Metazoa; Chordata; Mammalia; Primates; Galagidae.